AAGACGUUUGUGGACAUGAAGAUGCGCCAGUCGCCGAACGAUACGCUCGAUUCGUUUCACGAGUUUAUGGCCGCCCAGAACAACAGCCCGUCGAAGGAUAAGCUGCGGGAGUGGGUGGAGCUGAACUUUGACAAACCGGGUGCGGAGUUCGAGGUAUGGACACCGGACGAUUGGACCGCCAAGCCGAAAUUCCUCGACCGCAUCAAGGAUGCCGAUUUGCGCGAAUUUGCCACCGAGCUGAACAAGAUUUGGCAUGAGCUCGGUCGCAAAAUGACGACGGAUGUUGCGCUCAAUCCCGAUCUGUACUCCAUCAUCCAUGUGGAUAAUCCGGUAAUCGUCCCGGGUGGUCGAUUCCGGGAGUUCUACUACUGGGACUCGUACUGGAUCGUGAAGGGACUGCUGUUGUCCGAAAUGUACACCACCACCAAGGGCAUGCUGGAGAACUUCCUGUCGAUCAUCCAGCGUUAUGGUUUCAUUCCGAACGGUGGUCGCAUCUACUACAGUAUGCGUUCGCAGCCACCGCUACUGUGCGGCAUGUUCAAGGCGUACGUCGAAGCCACCAACGACACCAAGUUUGCGAUGGAUAGUGUGGAGAUACUCGAACGCGAGUUCCAGUUCUUCAUGAACAACUACGUGACGGAGGUGAACAACCAUCAACUCGCGACGUACGGGUAUAAAUCGAGCGGACCGCGGCCAGAAUCGUACCGGGAGGAUGUGCUCAGUGCUGCCAUCUUCGAGCGGGAAGAGGACAAACAGGACUACUACUGUGAGCUGAAGGCUGCCGCCGAAAGUGGUAUGGAUUUCUCGAGCCGUUGGUUCAUCAAGGACGGUACCAACGCGGGCAACUUAACCGAUCUCAAGUGCCGCUCAAUCGUAGCGGUCGAGCUUAACGCAAUCCUGUACUGGAAUGCACUGGUCAUCGCAGAGUUCUACGGUUAUCGUAACGAUAUCAACUCGAUCGCGAAAAAGGAAGAAUAUCUCGCCAAGGCGGAAGAGCUGAAGAAAGCGAUCAAUGCGGUGCUGUGGGAUGAGCAGGAAGGUGCCUGGUUCGAUUACGAUCUGAUCAACAAGAAGCUGCGCAAAUACUUCACACCGACGAAUCUGUCGCCGCUGUGGGUUGGAUGUUACGAUCGGGCGGAUAAGAAUCUGCCGAAGCGCGUACUUGACUACAUUGAUCGGUUGCAGCUCGAUCGCUAUCCGGGCGGUGUGCCGAACACGCUGCAGAACACCAACGAACAGUGGGACUUCCCGAACGUGUGGGCCCCGAUGCAGCAUAUGCUCGUGAUGGGGCUGGAUUCGCUCGACAACGCGGACGCGAAGGAGCUUGCCUUCCGGUGGGCACAACGUUGGGUUCGGGGGAAUUAUCUCACCUUCAACAAAACGAAGGCCAUGUUCGAGAAGUACGAUGCACAAGAGCUAGGUGGACAUGGCAGUGGAGGUGAGUACGACGUGCAGACCGGGUUCGGCUGGACGAACGGUGCCGCAAUGGAUCUGAUGAACAAGUACGGCGACAGACUGACGACAGUGGAUGGCGAAGUGAAUCCGAAUGACGAUGGAAAUGGAAACGGUGCGCUGGUAGCAUACUCCAUCAAUACCGGUAUUAUUGCCACCAUUAUAGCAUUCUUCGUUGGCGUGUUCGGCAUAUUCCGAAGGUUUUUCGGUCGAUGA
Molecule: messenger RNA, 1668 nt
Organism: Anopheles marshallii
Lineage: Eukaryota; Metazoa; Arthropoda; Insecta; Diptera; Culicidae
Product: trehalase
Exons: 5
Coding region: 16-1668 (550 amino acids)
Biological process (GO): trehalose catabolic process
Molecular function (GO): alpha,alpha-trehalase activity
Source: RefSeq, a predicted model, not a curated record